This is a messenger RNA of Melospiza georgiana, 1157 nucleotides long. RefSeq names its product neuroendocrine convertase 1-like. Lineage: Eukaryota; Metazoa; Chordata; Aves; Passeriformes; Passerellidae. Gene Ontology annotation, biological process: protein processing. Gene Ontology annotation, molecular function: serine-type endopeptidase activity. The record is from RefSeq and is a predicted model, not a curated record. Gene Ontology annotation, cellular component: trans-Golgi network; Golgi membrane.
AUGGAGGGAUAUGCAACCCUUGGUCGGACCUCAGAAUAUGACCCACUGGCUGGAAAUCCAGGAUGGAAAAAGAAUGGAGCAGGACUGAUGGUCAACAGCCGAUUCGGGUUUGGGCUACUCAGUGCCAAUGCCUUGGUGGAUUUAGCUGAUCCCAAGAGAUGGAAAAGUGUACCAGAAAAGAGAGAGUGCAUUGUCAAAGACAAGAGCUUUGAACCCAGAUUAUUAAGAGCAAAUGAAGAAGUCAUUAUUGAAAUUCCCACAAAAGCCUGCGAGGGCCAAGAGAACUCCAUUGCAUCUCUGGAGCACGUGCAGCUCGAGGCAACAAUUGAGUAUUCCCGUAGAGGUGAUCUGCAUGUCUCUCUGAUUUCUCCAUCAGGGACCAGCACUGUCUUACUGGCUGAGAGAGAGAGGGACAAAUCUCCCAAUGGAUUCAAGAACUGGGACUUCAUGUCUGUCCACACGUGGGGGGAAAAUCCAGCAGGCACCUGGAUUUUAAGAAUUACUGAUAUGUCCAGGCGAAUACAAAAUGAGGGGAGGAUUGUAAACUGGAAAUUGAUUUUGCAUGGCACUGCUACCCAGCCCGAGCACAUGAAGCAGCCACGUGUGUAUACAUCCUACAAUGCUGUGCAGAAUGACAGAAGAGGAGUGGAGAAGAUGACGGAUCUUGUGGAGGACCAUACCACACUGGAGAGCCUGAGUGAAAAACCCAAGGCCACAGAAGACAGCAGCAGUGACAAAGCAGAAGAUAAAACCCCUUCAGAAGCCAUGCUGCAUUUACUGCAAGGUGCUUUUAGCAGGCAGAUGGAUCAGAAGCAGCUGCCAAAGAAGACUGCAAGCGAGAAGUUAAACAUUCCAUACGAACACUUCUAUCAAGCCCUCAGAAAAUUGAACAAGCCCUCCCAGUUAAGAGGCUCAGAAGAAAGUCUGUACAGUGACUACGUUGAUCUUUUUUACAAUGCCAAACCUUACAAGCAUAGAGAUGAUAGACUGCUGCAAGCGUUGGUUGUUAUCAUAAAUGAGGGAAAUUAACUGUAGGGCAUGGCACUGAGUUGGAAAUAUUCGUUCUCCCCACCUGUAGUUUUUUUUCCAAAGUCUGUGUACGCUCUAGUUGUGUGAUUGCUGCUUUGAUUGCUUCAUAUUUAAUACAAAUAUCAAGG